Molecule: messenger RNA, 1632 nt
Organism: Musa acuminata AAA Group (dessert banana)
Lineage: Eukaryota; Viridiplantae; Streptophyta; Magnoliopsida; Zingiberales; Musaceae
Exons: 5
Coding region: 49-1134 (361 amino acids)
Source: RefSeq, a predicted model, not a curated record
UCUCUCUCUCUCUCUCUCUUCGGCAUUCCCUACAGGUUAAACCAGCACAUGAGGAAGGCGAGGGUUCGCCUCUCGCCGCGGGCCCUGAUGCGACCCCCUAGCCCCAGAUCCACCAUCCCGGGUCGCUGUCUUUCCUCUCUUCUCCUCGUUGCCGCGGUCACCUUGCCCUGCGCCGUGCUCUACCGCGCCGCCGCGCCCACCUCGUCCCCAUCGUGGCGGCCCGGCCCUGCGAUCCCCGAUACCUCUCCCAUCGCCACUCAAUUGGAAAGUGAGGAUGUUCGGCUUGAGAAGGUUCUGGAGGAAGCAGCAAUGGAAAACAAAACAGUAAUAUUGACCACAUUGAAUGCGGCAUGGGCAACUCCUGGAUCCAUUAUAGAUUUAUUCAUUGAAAGCUUCCAAAUUGGUGAUGGAACACGCAAACUUCUCGACCAUUUGGUUAUCAUUGCAUUGGACAAGCAAGCAUACAUGCGGUGCUUGUCUAUACAUGCCCACUGUUUUCCACUUAUUACUGAGGGAGCGGAUUUCUCUGAUGAGAAGCUGUUCAUGUCUGCUGGAUAUCUGUCGAUGAUGUGGACAAGGAUAGAGUUUUUGCGUCUAGUUCUUGAAAAGGGAUACAACUUCAUUUUCUCGGAUGUAGAUAUCUUGUGGUUCCGGAAUCCUUUACCACAAUUCUAUCCAGAGGUCGAUUUUCAGAUAGCUUGUGAUCACUUCAUGGGUGAUGCCUUUGAUUUAGAAAACAUUCCUAAUGGCGGAUUCAACUAUGUUAAGUCUAACAAUCUGACCAUAGAAUUCUACAAGUUUUGGCAUGCAUCAAGGGAGAAAUUUCCAGGACAUCAUGACCAGGAUGUAUUUAACUUUAUUAAGCAUGAUCCAUAUCUCUUGGAAAUGGGAAUAAGAGUUAGAUUCCUGAGCACUGCUUAUUUUGGUGGUCUUUGUGAGCCCAGCAGAGAUUUUAGUAAGGUUUGUACAAUGCACGCAAAUUGCUGUAUUGGCUUAAGUAGAAAGAUUCAUGAUUUAAGAGUUAUGCUUGAUGACUGGAGGACAUACAUGUCUCUUCCAUGGAAGGUAAAAAGAUCUAGGGCAUUCUCAUGGAGGGUACCACAGAAUUGCAGUCUUGCUCCUCUAGGCUCAUGAUGAUUGGUGGAUACAUGCCUUGUGGAAGAUUAAUGGAUUCUUUUACAAAUUUAGUUUGCAUGUACUUCAUGAUGUUCCAAAAGAUCAUCUUUGUACAGAUCUAUCGAAAGGAUGUGAAUCUUGUUUCUGACCAAUACAAACCCGCGUCUCAGUACUUUGUUCUAAAGCAAUACUCAUGUAAUGUCUCAGAACAGCAACCUAGUUCUGGAUGUUCCUUGUCUUGGCAACUGAAGGCAAAAAUCCUGACCUGCCCUAAUCAAAAUUCUCAACAACAAAGAUGAUUUUUUCCAUAUACAUCUGGUUUGUUUUUGGACUAAGAGCAUGUUACAGCUUAUGCAUUAAGACCACCAGAUAGGCUUCUUGUUGUGUAGAACAAUGCCUAAUGGAAAUAGUCCUUUCUGCCCUGUCAUUUUCCAAAUUUGUACACACAUCAUUCAAGACGGUGCAUAUUUUGUUUCCUAGCAAUAUGAUACCAUACUACACCAGAAGGCAUGAUAA